GAGCAAGGCCUUUGAUGGCUGCAGGGCCUCCGGAGUGGCAAGCAAACAACCCUCCCUUUGUAGCCUCAGAUAAGAGGCAGCCUCGCCUUUUCUCCCAGGAAGCACCGGCACUUCCUCCUCAGGCCGCCCUGACCAGACAGGUAGGUUUGGCCCCGUCACCUGAUCCUUCCUCCUCCUGAGCACCGAGGGGCAAAGGCACCUGGAUCUGCUGCAUCUCACCUGGGACAGUCUUGCAAAGGAUGUCUGGGGGCCAAAGUGACCAGCAGUUCCCGAAGGAGGCUGAAGACGGCUGGACCCAGGGAGACCCGGGUGCCGAGAUGCCAAACUCCGCUCCGUCCUCCGCUUCCCAGAGCGUCCUCUACCCACGGCCUUACGAUGACCACUAUGAAUCGCGAAAGUUCUUUGCCACCAGGCCAGGAGCAUUUGACCAAGCCAUGGAUGACCUGAAGGCCCACGUUGUCACCAACAUGGGAGAAACGGCCCACAGCUUUUGGCUAUUGACCGAGAUCGACCACUGGAACAACGAGAAGGAGCGCGUCCUGGUGAUCACCGAUUCCGCCCUCCUCAUCUGCAAAUACGACUUCAUCAUGUUGAAGUGUCUCCAGCUGCAAAGGGUCCCGCUGAGCUACAUCGACCGGGUUUCCUUGGGUCCCUUCUCUUUUCCGGAGAGGUCACUGGACAAGAGGGAAGGUGAAGGUCUGCGCAUCUUCUGGGACAAAGUGCGGGAGCCGAAAUUCCUCUCUCGUUGGAACCCCUGGUCCACCGACGUCCCUUUUGCGACCUUCAUUGAGCAUCCUGUGAAGAACAGCAGCCAGAGGUUUAACGCCAUUUGCCAGCUCUCCGCGUUCACUUCUCAGCUGGUCCCAGCGGUCCAAAAUGCCCAGCGGAGGGAUCCGGUGCCCGGCCGAACCACGGGCGUUGAAGUAGUGGAUGAACCCAUCUUCAUUGACACCCUCACGGGGCUGAUGUCGUUCCUUGGGAACCGGAACAAACUGGGUUAUUCCCUCGCUCGAGGCAGCUUCGGUUUCUGAAGCGUGACAAAUUCGGGAUUUUUUCUUCUUGGUGUUGAACAAUAUUUGCUUUUUCAUCUGUCUCUUGCAAAGAUGGGGUUCAGAGGUCUUUUGAAUACCUGGUCUUGAGGUGCAUCUACACAUAGGAUUAAUACAGUUUCACUUCACUUGAACUGCUGUGGCUCUGUUACAUGGAAUCAUGGGAACUGCAGGUUUUCAGUCUUCUCUACCAAAGGGUGCAUAUACUUCACCAAACUAUAAUUCCCAGGCUUGCAUAACAUUGAGCUAUGGCAGUUAAAGUGGUGUUAAAUUUGUCAGAGUAUUUGCAGCGCAGCAGUAGUUGGAUGGAAUUAGUGGAAAGCAGAACAAAGAGACAUCCAGAGAGUUGGUAAAACUAUAUACAAAGUUUUACUGUACAAGACAAACGAGCUUGCUGACAAUGGACACAGGACUUAACACCUAGGCAGACAGCACUCAACUCAACUCAGAACAGAACUGAUGCAAUCAGUAAUGCACAAACACUUGUGUCUGGACACUCCCCAGUUCCAGUCACACAUCAAGGACAUCACAGCUUCUUAGCAAUUAACUCUUUCCAGACUAUGUUACACUCUGGAUGAUGCAAUCAGUAUGCAGUACAGGCAAGACACAAAUUUCAUUUAAACACUAUCAAUACACAAAUCCCACAUUAACAAAAACUGCAUUAGUUCUAUAGUGUAGAUGCAUCCAUAGAAGCCACCAACAGAAGUGACAGGAUGGAUGGCAAAUCCAUGCUGGGUCUUAGUCUGAACGUUAAUAGUGCUGAAUCUAAACGAACUGCAGACUUACUGACAUCAAUUUAAUUAACUGGGAGUUGUAGUUUUGCAAGACUGUUUGCCUUCUUCCUUGGCAUUGAGCCAUAGAAAUUAAUGUGCUGCCAAACUGAAUUAAUAAUACAGUGUGAAUGCACACAUAGUUGAGAGAAGAAGCUAGAAGAAGCACACCAUUGCUUUCUAUUGUCUUACCUUUGCCGAUUGCAGUUUGCAAAAGUGAAUAAAUUUAUUUCCCCCUUUGCA
Messenger RNA from Anolis carolinensis (green anole), 2062 nucleotides. RefSeq names its product tumor protein p63 regulated 1 (gene tprg1). Gene Ontology annotation, cellular component: cytoplasm. NCBI's taxonomy places the organism in Eukaryota, Metazoa, Chordata, Lepidosauria, Squamata, Anolidae. The record is from RefSeq and is a predicted model, not a curated record. The coding region runs from base 240 to 1031 and encodes 263 amino acids. The transcript has 6 exons.